Aspergillus steynii IBT 23096 is the source of this 1497-nucleotide messenger RNA. Its product is annotated as amino acid permease. NCBI's taxonomy places the organism in Eukaryota, Fungi, Ascomycota, Eurotiomycetes, Eurotiales, Aspergillaceae. Gene Ontology annotation, biological process: transmembrane transport. The coding region runs from base 1 to 1497 and encodes 498 amino acids. The record is from RefSeq and is a predicted model, not a curated record. Gene Ontology annotation, molecular function: transmembrane transporter activity. The transcript is spliced from 19 exons. Gene Ontology annotation, cellular component: membrane.
AUGGCUGAUUUCGAGAAACCGCACGAUGUCCCGGAGGACGACGCCCAGCUGGCUCGCAUGGGCCAUAAGGCCGAGUUGCAACGGAACUUUUCGACUCUAUCGAUGUUGGGAUUGGCGUUUGCGGUGUUGAAUUCGUGGACUGCGCUGUCGGCGAGCCUUUCGAUUAGUUUGACUUCGGGUGGAAGUACUAGUGUUAUUUGGGGCCUCGUCACGGCUGGAACAUGUAAUCUCUGCAUUGCCGCAUCGCUGGCGGAAUUCCUAUCCGCUUAUCCAACGGCGGGCGGCCAGUAUCAUUGGGUGGCUGUAUCCUGGCCGCAGUGGGUGCCCAUUCUAUCCUGGGUAACGGGGUGGAUUAAUGUUGCCGGAUGGAUUGCCCUGGUGGCGACCAAUGCGCUGCUGUCGAGUCAAUUGAUUGCCGGGAUCGUGUCGGCGGUUUAUCCGGAUUUCGUGUGGCAGCGCUGGCAGCAGUUUUUGAUCUAUGUCGGAUACACCAUCCUUGCGUUUGUGGUCAAUGCGUUCAUGAACUCCGUUUUGCCGGUCAUUUAUCGCGGCGCGUUUACUUGGUCGAUUGGUGGGUUUGCGCUGGUCUCGAUCACAGUGUUGGCGUGCGCGUCGCCGGAUUAUAGCUCUGCUUAUUUUGUUUUCUGCGACUUUGUCAAUCAGACGGGGUGGCCUGAUGGCGUCGCUUGGUUGUUGGGGCUUCUCCAAGGAGGUUUGGGAGUGACUGCUUUUGAUGCCGUCGCACAUAUGAUCGAAGCAGAGGUCCCGCAGCCAUCCAUCCGCGGCCCCAAGAUCAUGGUCUCCUGCGUCGGCAUCGGAACCUUCACUGGCGCCGUCUUCCUGAUCGUGCUGCUCUUCGUGGCCGGCGAUAUCGACGAGGUGAUCAAUUCCAGCGCCGGUCCGCUGCUGCAGAUAUUUCUGCACGCGACGAAGAACACCGCCGGGGCGAUCUGUCUGCUCAUGCUCCCGCUUGUUUGUCUUGCCUUUGCGACUCUCAGCGUCAUGACGACGAGUAGUCGGAUGAUUUUUGCGUUUGCUCGCGACGGCGGUCUCCCCGCAUCGAAAUUCUUCGCGCGCGUACAUCCCAAACUUGGAGUCCCUAUCAACGCGCUGGGCCUGACAGCCCUGGUGGUGGUGAUCUUCGGAUGCAUUUAUCUAGGAUCGACGAGUGCCUUCAAUGCCAUCAUCUCGUCCUCGGUCGUCGCGCUCGAUCUAUCCUACGCCAUGCCCAUCGCGGUCAAUUGUCUGCGGGGCCGGAACAUCCUCCCCGAUCGGUACUGGAAGGUGCCUAGUGUGAUGGGGUGGGUUAUUGAUAUGAUCUCGCUAUCGUACAUUGCUCUGACGACGGUGCUGUUUCUUUUCCCGCCCGAGAGGCCGGUUACGGGGAGUAGUAUGAAUUAUUGCAUUGUUGCGUUCGCUAUCAUUGUGAUUGUCUCGGUCGUGCAGUGGAUUAUUGACGGGAGGAAGAAUUUCAAGGGGCCGAGGGUGGAUGUUUAG